Messenger RNA from Lepisosteus oculatus (spotted gar), 3179 nucleotides. It is a transcript of the gene brms1la, whose product is annotated as BRMS1 like transcriptional repressor a. The record is from RefSeq and is a predicted model, not a curated record. Gene Ontology annotation, molecular function: histone deacetylase binding. Lineage: Eukaryota; Metazoa; Chordata; Actinopteri; Semionotiformes; Lepisosteidae. Gene Ontology annotation, cellular component: Sin3-type complex. Gene Ontology annotation, biological process: negative regulation of transcription by RNA polymerase II.
AAAUCGGAAUUACCCGAAGUAUUCCGGGGAUAACCGAACAGGGGAAAUCGUCAUGCUCUUGAAUGCGGUUAUGUCACAUCAACCCCGGAAGUGGGCCGUGGCGUUUGCAAAGUGAAAAACAGACUUUUGGAAAAUGUAGUUCAACCCCUCCCUUGUCCCGCCGCCUUCAACCUAAUCACGUGGCUCAUAAGACUACAAGUCCCAGAAAACCAAAGGAAAAACAAGAAAAAAAACAACAAAAACGCGCCAGUCAACCAUCCUUGUCUUACAUUAAACGUAUCCCUUUUUGGAGUGGGUUGGUCGAAUCGAGAGGACUAUUUCUCCAGUUGUGUGUGAUUGGCCAUUGUUAGAGUCCGUAUUUGCAGCUCAAAAUCUGAAAUUCGCCAGGCUGUUGUCAGUCACUGGCAUUUUUGCGUCUGUUUAUUUUUUUUGCAAACAGGGGGACCGGUGAGUUUUUGCGGGUUUUGCCAGCCGGUAUUUAGGGUACACCGAAGGGGCGAUGCCGGUGCAUUCGCGGGACAAAAAGGAAAGCAACCACGAAGAAAUGGAGGUGGACUACCCGGAGCAAGAGGGGAGCACUUCGGACGAGGAGGACACCGACAGCUCGUCCGUGUCUGAAGAUGGAGACAGUUCAGAGAUGGACGAUGAAGACUGCGAGCGGAGGAGAAUGGAGUGCUUAGACGAAAUGACCAACCUGGAGAAACAGUUCACGGACCUCAAAGACCAGCUGUAUAAGGAAAGGCUCAGCCAGGUGGAUGCCAAACUGCAAGAAGUCAUAGCAGGAAAGGCACCAGAGUACCUGGAGCCCCUGGCCACUCUGCAGGAGAAUAUGCAGAUCAGGACGAAGGUGGCAGGGAUUUACAGAGAGCUGUGUCUGGAAUCGGUGAAGAACAAAUAUGACUGUGAGAUCCAAGCGGCAUUUCAGCACUGGGAGAGCGAAAAGCUGCUCCUGUUCGACACGGUGCAGAACGAGCUGGAAGAGAAGAUCCGGCGCCUGGAAGAGGACCGCCACAGUAUUGACAUCACCUCGGAGCUCUGGAACGAUGAACUGCAGUCGAGGAAGAACAAGAAGAAAGAUCCCUUCAGCCCUGACAAGAAGAAGAAGCCCAUUGUCGUCUCCGGACCAUAUAUCGUUUACAUGCUGCAAGACCUCGAUGUACUUGAAGACUGGACUACGAUAAGGAAGGCAAUGGCGACUUUGGGGCCGCACAGAGUAAAGCACGACGUCCCAGCAAAGAGCGACAAACACCAGCACAGCGCGCGGUCGGAGGAGGGGCGCCUGUUCUACGACGGGGAGUGGUACAGCCGGGGGCAGACGAUAUGCAUCGAUAAGAAAGACGAAUACCCCACCAGUGCCAUUAUAACAACCAUUAACCAUGAUGAAGUGUGGUUUAAACGACUGGACGGCAGCAAAUCUAAGCUAUACAUUUCCCAGCUCCAGAAAGGCAAAUACACCAUAAAGCACUCUUAGUUAUCCCUGGGCCUGUGUUUCCUCCACGGGAAUGUGACAUCGUGCCAUUACGUCUGUCUUCUCAUGUUCUAAAGACCGUUUUCUGUUGUUAAACGCGGAUCCGUUUUGUUUUCUCGUUUCGGCGUGCCGCUGCUCUGUGAGGUGUUCGCGGGUAGCAGUCCCCGGGUUUUCAAACCUGCCGUCGUAGCGUCUGCGCUAGGCCGCCCAUCCCGCCAGAGAGGGGGAGAGAUGCUGCGGUCGCUGGGGAAACCGGGGAGAGACUUAGACUGGACUGCACUCCCUCCCUCCAGCAGCGAGCACUGGAAACUCCUCUCGAAGAGCAGCCUCUGUCUCCACUGCCAGUACGCGAGAGCGUGGGAAACGAAGAAGCAUACCCGAAUCUCAUUCUGGUGGCUGCUCUUGCUCGAUUUCGAUCUUGGCCGUACUCAGUGCCAGUCUCAAAGUCUCUCUAGCGUGUCUCCUCUCCUCCAUGUAAAGAGUCUUUCCUUUGCUUUUGAAGUGUUGAUAUGUUUACCUCAUACAGAGUACUGCUGCUCCUGGUUUCUUUUACGGUGUUCCUUCCAGUACAGUAUUAAAGCUUUCAGGCACUGGUCACCCGGCUCAUCGACCUCUGGAGCCUGUGUGAGGCAUCCGCAGUCCAGUCUGUGAAAAUGUGCAAGGGGAAUGGGAAAGGACGUUUCCAAUAUGUAAAAAGGGAUAAUUAAUGUAUCAAACAGGUUGAUGCAAAUACUGAACUUUGCCUCCCUUGUAAAUACCACAGGGCCUGUAUACAGUGCCAAACAAGUCGAGUAGGAUUCUGUCUACUGGGAACAAACUGAAUUGACCAUCUACAGGUCCCUAUUUUUCGGUCCUUAGGAAUCACAGGUUGAGUAGUCGUGUAUUGUCACAUACUUAUGUCGGUCUAGUUUUCGCCUUUUUUUUUUCUUUCAUGUUCGCGGUGUACGUUCUUGUGAACUAGAAACUGAGAAUGAGGUUUGCUUCUAUUUUAUAUGUGCAGGGUGACAGCAGAGGUUAAACGGAAAUGUUAACCCUACCCGACGGUUCUAGAGUACCUGCUGCACUGGACGUCUUGCAUGUAUUAAAAUACCACCUGACGCCUGUCAUGGCCAAUGUCCCUAUUAGCAGCAUGUGUACAGGACCCGUUACUCCUCCGAGAGUCCUGUUAUAUGUGUACUUUAAUCCUUUGCACCUGGUAAAGUACAGAGGAGAUGUUGUCUAAGGUAGUACCUGCCCUGUGCCACAUUAAAACCUUCAGAGCGGUGCACUCAAGACAUGCCAAAUUUCAAUUUAUUUUACCAUCGUGAAUACGAACGCAUGAAUGGACUUGAAGUGUAUGUUAAAGACGUGUUCAGUGGUACUCGAUUAAGGGCUGACUGGUUUCACUGCUGCUAUUCUCAGUAUGGUGAUGGCUGUACAAUAACUCCCCUCAUUCUGCAUUGCCUUUGUGUUAAGGCCCCGUGCUGUGCACAUUAUUUUCACUGGUGCCCCGCCACAGUGCACAGUGAGGCUGCAUCAGUUCAUGUGGACAUGGGUGUGACACCCAGGAUUUUUUACGCAUUACAAACUGCAAAUGUGACCCAGUGCAAUUCAGCAUGUAUCAGGUAUUUCAAAAUGUAUUGGGUAUUUCAGUAUGUAUUGUUAUUUCAAUAUGUAUUCAAUAAAAUGAAUGGGAAACAUGCAAUUUUGCAAAAGGUACAAAACUGUAAAA